AUGGAACAAUUCAUGGUUAGUUCUACUUUAGCAGGAUCCUAACUGUCAGGGUGUGAUCUUUAGGAAUUACUGGAUUUCAACGUGGAUUCCAAAAGAAAGAUGGGUCGUCCUCCGAAGGUUCCUCCUUUUUCCCACUACGACGCUUACAAAAGGGCAGACAUUGACUUCUUCAUCUCACUGUUUUCUGGACGGGAGGAGCUCUACAAUCCGUGCGAAGAGUUCAAUGAGUUUCGACAGAAAGCACUGCAUUUCAUUGAAAAGAAGUGUUGUCACUUCUUGGCGAUGAGAAAAGGUAAUGAAAGAUAGCUGUCAAAUUCUGACAGUCUAGUUUUUGUUUACCGCCUCUUUCGUAAAAUGCGCCUGGUACACAAGUGGUCGGAAAUACGUUGUAUGAGCGACUAAUCGAUUCAAAUUGAAAAAAUAGAACGUAUAGGAGAGCGAAUGUGUUUGUGGCGACUGCGAAAAACAAACAACUGAACAUAUUUGAGAGGCCAACAACCGCCUGAAACCGACACGUUUGCAGGCAGGAACGCAGAGAAACUUUGGCUUUAUCUGUUCAAUGAUUUCGAAAAGGUCUUACGUAACGGCGGGGACAAAAAAGACGAUAGAUGCAAGUCCAUAAUGGUCUACUUCGACUGCCUCAAGUUUCUGAUUCCGUACCUACAGAAGGCAGAUCGAAUGAAGUGAGUUUGAAAUUGCAAUAACGCAAGUAGUAAAAGUGGGUGGAAACAUCUCGACUUUCAGUCUGCCACGCAUGAGCUCCACUUUCAAUUUGUUGGCAGAGAGUUUGAAAGAAGAGGCCAAACGCCCGAAACUUGAGCACACGGGAGACCAAAUGAAUGGUCAGUUUGGCAGUUGGAAGACAAUUGUAGUUUGAACGAGAACAGUUUCAGCAGACGAUUGGCUUCAGAAAGUGAUAGAGACUGUGACAAAUCAGCCGAGCAGCUCAGGGACUGGAAUUAACCUGAGCAGUGUCUUGCCAGUUGAUACCAAGACAACAGCAUUCCCUUUUGCUACGUACGAUUUCGAGCAGGAUGAGAGUAAGCCAGUGAUGUCGUUGACAUCUUCUGAGAAGCAUGCCGACAUCAUUUCAUGCGUCACCAACUUUUUGGAAGAAGUACCUAAGGAGAAGCUCAUGCUGUGCAAAGUUCGACUAUUCCAAUUUAUCGAGGAGGAAAAGAAAAAGCUGAAGGAAGAAAAAUCAGCGGCUAAUUGA
Messenger RNA from Caenorhabditis sp. 36 PRJEB53466, 1216 nucleotides. The record is from the annotation of a GenBank genome assembly. Lineage: Eukaryota; Metazoa; Nematoda; Chromadorea; Rhabditida; Rhabditidae.